UGCAUUUUCACGCUUCCUGGCCAGCAUGCUCAAGCAGUACGUGACCGAGGCCAAGGCCAAGCUCAAGGACGAGGCCUACGAGGCCGCGCUCGCAGCCAGCGCCAAGGCCCUCGAGCUCGACGGACUCAACUUCCAAGCGCUGCUCUGUAUGGGCAAGAGCCACUUCCACUUGCACGAACCGACCAAGGCCGUCGACGCCUACAAGCGCGCAGCGGCCAUCCAAGCCGACGUGCCGUUUGCCUGGAAGGGCAUGCUCGAAGUCUACGAGAGCACGGCCGACCACGCCAAGAUGCUCGAGCCUCUGGAGAAGCUCUCGGCCAUCGUUUACGCGAAUGGCAAGUUUGAUCGGUGCCAGAAGAUGCUUUUGGACAUGGCGAUCGCCGCGACACUCGCCAAGGACUAUGCCAAGGCGCUCGCGUCCUGGCACCCGCUCCUCGUCAAGGAAAAAGCACGCCCCGAGCUCUUCGCCGAGGAGAACCCGAACGACGAGUUGCCGCCAAGCGUCGACAUGUGGCUCUCGGUGCUCGAUCUUGUCCAGGCAAUUCCCAAGACAGCAGGCCCGUUCCAAGCGCCGGAAGCUGUCUUGUACGCACUGGUGGGUAAGAUCCGGGCCGUGGCGACAACGACCUCGGGCUGGGUGUGCUCGGACAAGGUGGCGGUUGUCCUUGACGCGUACGCUGACCUGGCACUCACGCGGCUCGUUCAACCGCAAUCGACAACAAAGAACCUCGAUCGCCAGACCCUCGAUGCGAUCUGCCGCGAUAUGAUUACAUGGUGCCCCGUCGCCAAGCGCGCGGCCGAGAUUCUCUUGCUGCGCGCCGAAGACAGCGACGGCGCCCUGGAUGCGACCCAAAAAAGCACGUGCGAGUCCAUUUUGCGCCACGUCGACCCGGACAACCUCCUCCUCAUGGCCAUCGACGGGCUUGCCAUGCACGCAGCCAAAGCCUACGUCCCGGCGCGGGAGACGCUGACCAAGUGCAUCGCGGCGGGUCCGCACUUGCUGGCGGCGCGCGUCGCCCUGGCGGAGAUUGCGAUGGUGCCGGGCCCGACGUUCCAACCGCAGGUCUGCCUCGACAUGAUUGCGAGCGCCCAGGACGCGGUGACGUGGCGCUAUGACAACCUCUUGACGGCGCCGUCGCUGGCCAUCUUGGACGAGACCCACUUGAGUUUGCUUUCGGGCGCCGCGUACCGCGCGCUCCACAAAUAUGCGGAUGCGAUCGUGUGCUACGAAGGCAUUUUGGAGCACGCGCCACUGCUCGAAGCACCCGCGAUUGGGCUCGCAGAAGCGUACUUGGCCCAGCGCGACGUGGUGUUGGCUGCCAACGCCCUCCAGUUCCUCAGUGAGGAGCCAACGUCGGUCGCACUCGCGGCCGCCCGUGGCUAUCUCUUGUACCUCCAAGGCGACCUCGACGCUGCUCGCCGCCUCCUGGAAGCGGGCAGCGCGCUCACGGGCGAGGCCCUCGACCUCGCGUGCCUCAAGCGCCGGCUCGCCGACGUGUACUGGGACUUGGACGGCGAGUAUCGGCGCGACAAGGCAUUUUGCGUCAGCGCACUCCUCUCGGCGGCCAAACUCAAUUCGUUUGACGCCGAGAGCUUUGCCGGCCUCGGUCGCUGGUACCUCGACAUUGCUUUGGACCUCGUGCGCGCGGAAAAGUGCUUCUUGAAAGCGCUCUCGCUCAACCCGCACUGCGAGCGCGCCGGCACGCUCCUCAGCGGCCUCUACGAAGCGCACGACCAAGAAGAUCGCAACGUGCGUCUCUGGACCGACAUGACCAUGACCGCCGACGGCGUCAUGGCGCCGAUCUGGGCGUUGCGCCGUCUGGCCCAGCACCAAUUGAACGCCCACGACGAAGCUGCGAUCGCGUCGAUGCACAAGGUGCUGCGUCAGGCCCCGUCCGAUGCGUCCUACUGGGCUGCCCUCGGCCACGUGUAUGCGAGCUUUGGCCGUGUCAUGGCCGCGCAAAAGUCGUACGCCAAAGCGGUGAGUCUUGGCAUGGACACCAACCCGUCCGUCUUGGCCGAGCUCGCGCGGAUCGAGCUCUCGGUCGGCCUCUUUGACGAAGCGCUCGCGCAUCUCCGCACCGCGGCCGCGCACGUGGUCGCGAACGACAUUGCCGUGCGCAAGCUUCUUGCAGAGACGUUGUUUCAGCACGCCAAGUUCCUCUGCGGCCAGGGCCUCUACGGCCGCGCGGCCGCCCAUUUGUGCGAAGCCUCGGGCUUGCUCCAAACGUGCUUGGAGACGGCGAGCAACGAGCCCGCGCUGCACAAGCUCCUUGGUGACGUGCACUGCUUCGCCUUCUACUUGGCGCCUGGCGACUUUGCAUCCUGGGUCGACUUUCUCAGCGCUGGCACGGCCGCGUACAAAACCGUGUCGGUUAUGGAGCCCAACGAGCCCGCGGCGUGGUUGGACCUCGGUCUUGGCCAUUGGUACGAAGCCAUGGCCCGGGGCGCGGUCGACGGCGUGCCCAUGGGCAAGCUCGCGCUGCAGCACGCCCCGGUGUACCCCUCGUCGAUCGAUCAGCUCAUGCACGACGCGUCGACCGCGUUUGCGCAGGCGCUUGCACUCGAGCCGCUGAACGCACACGCGUGGAAUGCGUUCGGUGCGGUGCAACGCCAGAUUGUGCUCAAGCACUUUGGCUUUGUGCGCGCGAUCCAGCUCGCGAACUUGGACUGCGCGUGGGCAAACCUCGGCAUGCUUAUCCUCCAAGGCGUGAACCCCAACAACCCCGCCAUGUGGACGGGCUACGGUCUUCUCGAGAUCGAGAAGGGCGAUGCGAGCCAAGCCCACGCAGCGUACACGUGUGCCCUCCAGAUGCGCCUCGAUUUGGACGUGCUCUACGGCGUCGCGUCGACGGGCCUUCAAGUGUCAACGACCAGUAAAGAGGCGUUGCCGCUGCCGCAGAUCCAGUUUGCGCUGCAAAAGUACCUCGAGCGCGACCCGUUCGAGGCGGCGGCACAGAACGCCCACGGCGUCGUGCUCUCGCAGCUCGGGUUGCACGCCGCGGCGGCCACCGCGUUCGAUUCGGUGGCGACGACGUCUGCGAUCCUGCAAGGCAACAUUGUUCGCAACUACAUUGCUGCCAAGCAGUGGCCCGAGGCACUGGCGGCGUGGACGGUCCUCGAGACCGAGGACGACACGACCAAGCAGCUCUUGGCGGCGCAGGUCUCGUGCGCGAACGAUAUCUAUACCGGUUUGAACCGCUUUGGCGACGCGCACGCAGCGCUCCAGCGCAUUCGGUCGCCGGCGUCGGCCCUCCAUGUCGCCCUCGCCACGUACGAAGCCGAGUUCAAGGCGUCGCGCUCGCUGUCGCCAGCCUCGAUGGCAGCGCUGCAGGCGCUCAUGAAAGUGCACCCGCGCCACGCCAGCAUCGCCGCGACCCUCGCACGCGUCGAGCUCGAUUGGGCGACGUAUUGGACAACGUCCAACGGCGACGACAAGGACAGCCGCGACAAAGAGUCGGUACCAUCGGACCUGUGCGAUGCGGGGCUUGUGCCCGCGUGGCUGGACGCGGUGCAGAGACAAGACGGGUCGGCGGUGUCGAUUGCGGCGCUGGCGCACCUUGUCGCCGCGUCGUCGGCGGUGACGCGGCCGGCCGCGACGGCGCUGCCCGUGUCUCGUCAUGUGCACGCGAUCCUCGAUGUUUUUACAGUGUGGACGCCGCCGCGCGCGACAGUCCAAGCCUGGUACCGCGAGAACCCGCGCGAUCCCAACGCCUGGCGGGCACUUGUCUUGACGCUCUUCAAACGCUAUACCGCGACCCACGACGCGUCGAUUCUCAAGACCCUCGGCCUCUACUUGAAGAUGAAGAAGGAGGCGCAUCUCACGUGGGAGUGGCAUGUGCUCAUGAGCGGCUACUGCGCGUGGACGCACGAUGCGACGGGCGCCAAGACGCACGCGGCGUCGGCGUCGACGCUGGCGGCGUCGAUGCCAAAUGCGUCGUUGUACGCAGCGCGAUCGGUGGUGUUUGUGGACCCCGCGGCAGCCCUCGCGCUCUACCGCACGUCGCUGCGUGGCAGCGCGGACGACGUUGUGCUGGCCGAGGUCGCGGCUCUUGUGACAGCGCUGGGGUGGCCGAAAGCUGCGAUCCGUAUCUGGAAGGGUCUGCACCAGCUCGACGACAAGUGGAAAUUUAUGGCGAUCGUCCAGCGCUACGUGCUCUCGCUCGGCGUCGAGUCGCCCAAGGUCCUUGCCAAGUACCUGAAGGAAAUCCAGAAUUUCGUCAAGGACGACGCCGAGACGAGUGCACGCGCCGAGCUCGUCGCGCAGCUCGUGGCCUUGACGCCGUAACUUGUCUCCUGUUGCGUAGCAAGCUCGAUUUUGAACGGUUCAACAUGGCGUCUUUUCCCGACGCUCAAGA
Messenger RNA from Saprolegnia parasitica CBS 223.65, 4358 nucleotides. RefSeq lists its product as hypothetical. The record is from RefSeq and is a predicted model, not a curated record. Bases 26 to 4288 code for a protein of 1420 amino acids. Gene Ontology annotation, molecular function: protein binding. Gene Ontology annotation, cellular component: Ski complex. Lineage: Eukaryota; Oomycota; Saprolegniomycetes; Saprolegniales; Saprolegniaceae. The transcript has 11 exons.